GCACUUUGGCAAUACUUCUAUUUCUCUAAAUCUUCAGUCAAAUUUCUCAAUAUAUAAAUCUUAGCAAUCUCUUACUCCAACUCUGCAAAUCUUAUAACCGCAUUAUUGUUAACGCCUUAUUUGCCAACACUGCUUCCCUUCUACUUUCUUCUCUCCGUGCCCAAGUCUCACUUCAAUCUUCCGUUUGCUAUCCAUUUCUUUCCCUACUUGGUCGAUUAAUUUUCCCUAUCUCGGUAUAUACUUCUAAUUUGAUCGCUAAAUAUACCUAUUUUUGCAUUCAAAAUCGAAAUUUCAAGAGCUACUUAGUUCAAGAAAGGGCUGUUUCAAUCAUGGCUGAGUAUUCCCCUAAAAUCGAGCCAUUAGCCAUUAUCGGCCUAUCAUUUAAGUUUCCUCAAGGCAUGGAAACUGCUGAAUCCCUCUGGGAGGGGCUAGCUAGCAAUCGAUCAGCCUGGUCACCAUUCCCUAAGAGCCGGUUAAACUUUGACGGUAUUUACGACCCAGAUACUGGAAGAUUGAACAGCUUUCCUCUGAAAGGUGCACAUUUUGUGGAUGGCGAUCUAGGCGCAUUCGAUGCUCCAUUUUUCACAAUCGGGCCUAAUGAAGCGGCAGAGAUUGACCCUCAAUCUCGUAUAUUGCUCGAAGUAACUUAUCGAGCGCUAGAAAAUGCGGGGAUACCAAUAAAUAAAAUAGCCAAUUCAAAUACAUCUGUAUACACGGGGAGCUUUGGAGAUGACUACAAAUCUUUCUUUACCAAAGACCCUCAAUUUGGUGGCCAGUAUUCAGAAAGCUCUGUGUCAACCAAUAUGCUUGCUAAUCGGAUCAGCUGGUGCUUUGACUUACGUGGUGAGUCCAUCAACAUGGACACAGCUUGUUCUAGUACUCUCGUCGCAUUUCACACCGCAUGUCAGAAGCUACGAAAUAAUGAAUCCGAAAUGGUUAUUGUAGCUGGUUCAAAUUUGUUUUUAAGUCCAGAUAUAGCUAUGUCAUUAAACAACCAGAAAUUUCUAUCACCAGAUGGAAGAUGCUGGAGUUUUGAUGAGAAAGCGAAUGGGUAUGGUCGUGGCGAAGGGUUUGGGGUGUUGAUAGUGAAGCGUUUGAGUGAUGCACUUGAGAACAACGAUACAAUACGAGCUGUCAUUCGAGCAACAGGAACAAACCAAGACGGACGAACGCCAGGUAUUGUUCAACCAAGUAGAAGUAGCCAAGCGCAGCUCAUUCGAGAUGUGUAUGAUAAAGCUGGUUUGGACAUGAGCCAGACGCACUAUGUGGAGGCACAUGGCACGGGAACACCUGUCGGAGAUCCAAUAGAGGCAGGAGCCAUUGCUGACGCAUUCAGUCACGCUCGCUCCGCUGAUUCUCCUUUAUAUUUAGGAACCAUCAAAUCGAACAUCGGUCAUCUGGAGGGCACCAGUGGUUUAGCAGGUCUCAUUAAGAGCGUUUUAAUGCUUGAACAUAGGAUGAUUCCAGGAAUCGCAGGACUCGAAAAUGUCAACCAUUCUAUCGCAGCAGAGCAUCCACAUCUAAAGUUUCCAAAAAGCCUCAUACCAUGGCCAUCAGAUGGCUUAUGUCGUCUGUCAAUCAACUCAUUCGGAUUUGGAGGCACAAAUGCCCACGUGAUAAUGGAGGAUGCGAUUGGUCAUCUCAAACUUCGAGAAGAGGUUCUUAUUCACAAACAGAUGAACGUAAAUUUGGAUUUGAGCUAUAACGUUCGGAGAAUUUUAGUGUUCUCAUCUCAAGACGAGAAUGGCGUCAAACGACUCGAAUCGGCAUACAACAUGCAUUGGUCCCGAAUGAGCAAAGACGAUUUUAGCGAUUCAUACAUGAACAGGCUUAGCUACACGUUGAGUAACCGAAGAAGCGCUUUCUUAUGGAGAUCAUUUGCAACAUUCAACUCCGGGAACGAUUUGAUAACUGGGAUCAAGUUUUCACAUGCCAUACGUGCCAUAUCUCAGCCACAUCUUGCAUUCUGUUUUACAGGACAAGGCGCUCAAUGGUAUGCUAUGUCUCGGGGAAUUCAGUCCAACGUUUUUAGACAAAGUCUUAUAGAGAUAUCUGAGCUUCUUGAGGAGAUGGGAUGUUUGUGGUCACUCCAAGCCGAGCUUUCACGGGAUGAAAAAACUUCCAGAGUGAAUAGACCAGAAUUUAGCCAGCCGAUUUGUACUGCAAUACAAAUCGCUUUAGUUGAUCUUUUAGAGAGUUUUGGACUUCGACCUUCUGUGGUAUUUGGACAUUCAUCCGGCGAGAUAGCUGCUGCAUAUAGUAUCGGUGCUCUAGAUAAACGCUCUGCUAUGAGUAUCGCUUAUCAUAGAGGGUUGCUAUCGUCUGAAAUAGCUGAAGAUAAAAGUAUUCAAGGCGGAAUGCUUUCAGUUGGUCUAUCUGCACAAGAAGUCCUGCCGUACCUCGCCAACGUCAAAGCCAAAUUUGGAUACUCUGGGAUUAUAAUAGGAUGCAUCAAUAGUCCUAGUAAUGUCACCAUUACAGGUGACAUCGAACAUAUAAACUACCUCCGUGAGACUCUCGGAAAAGAAAGUAUCUUCUCCCGGAAAUUGUUGGUUGGUGUCGCAUAUCAUUCCAACCACAUGAAUUCUGUGGCUUCAGCAUAUUCGGAGCAAUUAAGUAGCUUGUCUGCACGGGAACCCACAAGACCUACCCUCAUGAUUUCUUCAGUUACAGGAAAAGUGGUCAGCAGUGAGGAGCUACUUCAAUCAAGCUAUUGGGUUAAGAAUAUGAUAUCCCCGGUGAGAUUUCUCGAUGCAGUUACUUGUGCUACUUCAUUAUGCAUACCGGAAGACAUAAUGAUUCCGUACGAUAAUUUAAAAGACAGUUUCAAUGAUGUGCUGGAAAUUGGACCACACUCAGUAUUACAAGGGCCUUUAAAGGACACCUUCAAACAAUUGGGCAAGGCUCCGGCUAUAGAAUAUCAUUCCGUCCUGAUACGCAAUGUUGAUGCAACUACUUCGAUGUUUGAAGCACUUGGGAAUCUUUAUUGUCGUGGUCAUAGCCUAAAUAUUCAAGCUUUGAACGAUCAGAAUUCUAAGGGAACUUGUUCCCUAACUCCGCUAACAGACUUGCCAGAGUAUUCUUUUGACCAUUCAAGAUCAUACUGGCGUGAAUCUCACAUCAGUGAAGGUCAUAGAUUUCGCAAAAUUCCUCGCAAUGACUUCCUUGGGACUCCAGUACCAGACUGGAACCCACAGGAAGCCAAAUGGAGACGCCGAAUUAGACUCUCAGAGGAUCCUUGGAUCGAGGAUCACAAUAUAUCUAAUGCAUGCAUUCUUCCCGCAUCUGCUAUGCUUGUUAUGGCAAUAGAAGCAGCGAAGACAAUGGCUAAAUUGAGAUCUAAUAAACCCAUUUCUGGUUUCAUUAUUCGAGACUUCGUCGUGUCACGGGCGUUCACCAUUCCUUCCGAUUUAGAUGGAGCCGAAAUGGAAUUUUACUUUCGACCAUGCGGACUUGCUUCUGACCGAGAAAUAACCUGGUCAGACUUCCGAAUAUACACUCCCGAGAACAAAGACUGGGUCGAGUUAUGUCGAGGACAAGUCCGAGUAACCCAUAUGGAGGUUGAAAAUGAGGUUGACAAUGGAGUGGAACACUACUUGAAUGAUGAAUAUCAUCGAAUGGAACUCUUGCGUAUCCGCGCAUCCAGCUGCCAAGAAGUGGAUAUGGAAAGGUUCUACCCGAUCCUGAAAGAAAAUGGAAUUAAUUUUGGAUCCUCUCAUCAGACUAUCCUAAGUGGUGCAUAUGGUCAGAACAUGGAGUGCUUUGGUGAGAUUACACUCGAUAGUUGGAAAUUGAAAAAAAGAGAACUCCAACAAACAACUUUCACCAUUCAUCCUACCUCACUUGAUGGACUGUUUCAGCUAGGUCUAUUAGGUUUGGUGGGAAAGGCUACGAAGAUAAAUCCGAGUGUAAUAGUUGGGCUUCGCAAAUUAUGGAUCGCCGAAGGAAAGAUCAACGUUCCCGAUUCAUCCAUGAUGCCUGCGUACGCAAAGUCUGCAAUGAAUGGUUCGACAACCACUCUGAUAGAUGCCGUGGCAUUUGAUAAAGAAGCAUCCAACCCUUUGAUAAUUAUCGAUGGACUGGAAGGCAAGAUCUUAGAGCAGUCGGAAAAGUCAGGUGAUACACAGGAUCGGCAUAUCUCCUGGAAUUUUGAUUACAGGCCGGAUAUUGACCUCCUUUCCAAGAACGAGUUAAUUCAAUAUGUUUCCUCUUCAUACGGUACUCAGCCUGCUCCUUUCAAACUGGAUCAUGAUGUCAAGUUGCUUUUGUAUCUCUGUAUCCUGAGAACAUUGAAUCAGCUAACCGACUCUGAAGUUGCUGAGCUGAAGCCCCACCACAGUAAAUACUUCGAAUGGAUGCAAUACGAAAAAAGCAAGCUUUUCAAUUCAGAUAUGCGCAACGGGUUGGUCAAUAUAAGAGAGCAUAUAGAUGACGAUGCAUUCUACGAAAAACUUUUGAACCGUCUGAACCAUACAAAUGCGAGAGGGAAACUUUAUGCGAUACUCGCAAAGAAUCUUCACGAAAUUCUCACGGGGAAGAUCGAUGCUCUUGAAAUCAUGUUCAAGGAACCAUUAGCGAAAGAGUAUUAUAGAGAGCUAAAUAGAUCUACCAAUAGCUUAUUCAAAACUCUCGCGUAUCUCGACACUCUCGUCCACAAGCAUCCGGACAUGAACAUAUUGGAGAUUGGGGCCGGCACGGGGGGUAUUACAAACUAUCUUCUGGAUGUUCUUGCACAGAACGGCGCUCGUAAUCCUCGUGUUGGUACUCCUCGAUUUGCUCACUAUACAUACACAGAUAUUUCUGCUGGUUUCUUCGAAGGUUCAGCUCCUUUAUUCGAGAAUUUUUCCGACAUGGUUACUUUCAAAGUACUGGAUAUCGAGAAAGAUCCAGCACAUCAAGGAUUUGAAGCCGGGAGCUAUGAUUGUAUAAUUGCAGACAAUGUUCUUCACGCAACUCAGGACCUCGAAAUUACGAUGAAGAAUGUCAGAAAAUUGUUGAAACCAGGAGGAAAGCUUUUACUUUUUGAAUUGACAGUUCCAGAGGUUGUCCGCACAAAUUUCGCGUUUGGUCUGCUCCCUGGAUGGUGGCGCUUUAACGACAAGUAUCGUACUUUGAGUGCUGGUAUCUCAGAUGAGGUAUGGGAUGAAGUACUAAAGAAUACUGGGUUUUCUGGUAUUGACUUCAACUUCAAAGACUAUGAUGAGAAUGAAUGCCAUGAACAUAGUGUACUAGUAUCCACAUCUUGUGACGAUUUCACAAACACAAACCCGCUCCCUUCUACGAUUGCUAUACUCGAUCCGAAAUCCAAUUUACAAAUUAAAACUUACGAAAUACUGCGUGAGAAAUUACAAUCUUUAGGAACCACAGAUAUUGUUUCGGCAACCCUCAGUGAGGCCAUCAAUUUCAAAGAAAACCAGCCAUUUGUUAUUGUUCUUUUGGAACUUGACAGGCCUUUUUUUCGAGAAAUGACCGAGUCCGAGUUUGAAGAACUCAAAACAAUGGUUUUGACUUUUGAGAAUAUUCUAUGGGCUUGCAGGGGCGGAGGAGACAGGCCUGAUUCGCCAGAUUAUGCUCUCGUUCAAGGUGUUUUCCGAGCACUGCGAAUGGAAAACCUAAGGCUCAAAUUUAUCUCUCUCUCAUUCGAGACUUCCUCGACCCACGCAACGCAUCUCGCGAACAAAGUUUUCGAGGUCUACCGAAAAUCCUUCAAUGAAAGUGUGAACGACUACGAGCAGGAAUAUGUAGAACGCAAUGGUAUGAUUUGCAUCGACAGAGUGGUUGAUGCAGACUACAUGAAUCAGAAGCUUGCUACUACAGCAGACGAAAUAUUACGCCGGGACUGUGAAUUUUCCACCGCACCUCCUGUCGCUCUCAGUAUCAAGACUCCUGGUCUACUAGACACGCUCGAGUUCAUUCAGGAUGGUACUUCGGAUAGGGAUCUAGCCGCAGACGUAAUCGAGAUCAAAGUUGAAGCCAGUGGUGUUAAUUUCAGAGACUGUCUAAUCGCACUGGGGAGGAUACCAAGCACGAGCUUCGGUUUCGAGUGCUCGGGUACCGUUUCUCGCACUGGAUGCCGUGCAACUGAAUGGAAGAUAGGUGAUAGAGUGUGUGCAAGCACAAGUGGAACUUAUCAAACCUAUGCUCGUUGCAAGACGAGUAAUGUUAUUCCUAUCCCCGAUAAAAUGUCUUUUAUUGAAGCGGCCGCGAUCCCGGUGGUAUUUAUGACAGCAUACUACGCUCUUAUGCAUGUAGCUCAAUUGAAGAAACACGAAUCGGUUCUGAUACAUUCUGCAGCGGGUGGAACAGGUCAAGCUGCGAUUCAGGUAGCGAAACUCCUGGGCGCUGAGAUUUUUGUGACUGUGGGAUCUGAGUCGAAGAAGAACUUGCUUAUUAGUCUGUAUCAAAUACCGGUGGAUCACAUUUUCUAUAGUCGCGAUUCUAUAUUCGUCAAUGGCAUCAAAAGAAUGACUGGUGAUCAUGGCGGCGUCGAUGUUAUCUUGAACUCGCUCAGCGGCGACCUUCUCGUGGAUACAUGGCAAUGCAUAGCGCCAUUUGGACGAUUUCUCGAAAUUGGCAAGAAAGAUAUCUUAGCGAAUGGAAACCUACCCAUGCUUCCAUUCUCUAGAAAUGCCUCUUUUCAUGCCAUUGAUUUGAACGAGGCCCAGAAAUAUCGACCCGGACUCCUCAUAGAUCUUCAAAGAAGUAUCACUACUCUACUUUCCGACAAUAAGAUCCGACCACCGCAACCUAUCCAAGUUUAUGGAAUUGGAGAGAUUGAAAAGGCUUUUAGGUACCUACAAAGCGGGAGAAACUCGGGUAAGACAGUCAUUCAAGUCCGGGAACAUGAUGUAAUCAAGACUUCCCUUAGAAAACCACUUAACUGGACUUUUUCAGAAAACGCAACCUACAUUAUCGCCGGAGGACUUGGUGGUAUUGGACGAAGUACUGCACAAUGGAUGGCGGACCGAGGGGCAAAAAAUCUAGUCUUGCUUUCACGAUAUGGACCCACAUCAGAAGAGGCAUCACAAUGCGUUGCCAAACUACAGGCUCAAGGGGUACGGGUAGAAAUACCUCAAUGCGAUAUCGCUGAUUUCAAAUCCCUCGAGUUGGUUCUAAAUUGUAUACGUAGAACAAUGCCGCUUAUUAAGGGGUGUAUACAAUCCGCCAUGGUAUUAAGAAGUAGUGUUUUCGAAAACAUGUCCUACUCGGACUGGAGAGAAGCAAGCGACUGCAAAGUUUCCGGAACCUGGAACUUACAUACUCUCCUUCCAAAAGGCUUGGAUCACUUUAUUGUGUACUCUUCCAUCUUUGGUGCUAUUGGUGGGACAGCGUCUGUAAACUAUAGCGCCGCUUGUGCCUACCAAGAUGCAUUAGUACAUUACCGCAAUAAGAUCGGCGAGAAAGCUACGACCUUUAACCUAGGUGUUAUGAUAGACGAUGGCGUUUUGAGAGACAACAUGGCGGUGAGGACUGCGCUACUUGGUACUGGAUACCUAGUUGGUAUAAAGCAAAAAGAGUUGUCUGCUUUGCUUGAACAUCACUGUGAUGCGUUCUUGAGUGUACCGAAGACUCCAUUGAAGUCCCAGAUCAUUGUUGGUAUCGACACCCCUUUGUCGAUAAAGGCACGGGGCAUUGACAUUCCCACCGUGAUGAAACUCCCAAAAUUCAAGGGAACAUGGAAUAUCAACGGAAAAGGGAGAAAAGACAUGAAAGAAGGUGCGAUCUCUGACGUGGCCAGCCAAUUACAUGGCGUGAAUUCUCGAGUGGAAGCGGCUAGCAUUAUUACUAAUGCAUUGAUGGAAAAAUUAACUGUUGCGCUGGCCAUUCCUCUAAAGAAUCUAGAUCCCUCUCAGCCCAUGUAUAUCUAUGGGGUAGAUUCGCUAAUCGCUGUUGAGCUGAGAAAUUGGUUUAGCCAGAAGCUGGACGCUGAUGUUGCGAUUUUUGAGAUCUUAGGAGAGAUAACAUUCCAGAAAAUUGGUUUUUUGGUUGCAAGUAAAAGUAAGCUAGUGGAGUCAAUUUUAGCAGAGACUUAUAAUUUGAAGUAAAUUAGAGGAUUGUCUUUCGAUUAUAUCUUAUAAUCUCGAUUUUUCUUUUUGGAAACACUGAGACUUGAAAAGCUUUAGGGGUUAUAGAAUGAAUAUUCAUAAUCAGUAACUAAGUCUCCCCUUUUGCUUCUUGAAUACUAUCUCUUUA
Messenger RNA from Botrytis cinerea B05.10, 8193 nucleotides. RefSeq names its product Bcpks21 (gene Bcpks21). The coding region runs from base 330 to 8045 and encodes 2571 amino acids. Gene Ontology annotation, biological process: secondary metabolite biosynthetic process; fatty acid biosynthetic process. The record is from RefSeq and is a predicted model, not a curated record. Gene Ontology annotation, molecular function: 3-oxoacyl-[acyl-carrier-protein] synthase activity; phosphopantetheine binding; oxidoreductase activity. Lineage: Eukaryota; Fungi; Ascomycota; Leotiomycetes; Helotiales; Sclerotiniaceae. The transcript is spliced from 10 exons.